GCUGCACAUUCAUUUUCAGGACAAAACAAAACCGAUGAUGCUGAUGAUGACGACUGGUGGUUGCGGCAGUGCUGACGCGAGGCGCGUCGCGCUGCUGACGGCGGUGCUGAUGGCGGUGGUGUUGGCGGUGGCAGCGCCCUUCUUGGCUUCGGUGGCAGCAGCGACUACAGGCAGCGGAAGCGGAGCGCAUGGUGGUGGCAACCACGAACGUGCCAAGUACCGCAAAGAGGCGCAGGAGCAAGCCGUCCCCGAGAAAUGCCCACCGCUGUUGCAGCCGGAGAACAUUGGGUUUCUGGUCAUCAACCUGGACCGGUCGCCGAAGCGGCUGGAGCGUAUGCGAAAGCAGUUCGACGACCUUGAACUCCCGCAGUUUGAGCGCGUACCUGGCGUGGAAUACGACCCGACAAAGGAGUACCGCGUCGCGCGCGGGUCCAAGUACCUGAAGCCCGCGGAUUACGGCACCGCGCUGGCACACUACGAGGCCUGGAGGCAUGCCUACAGGAGCAAGCACCGCUGGAACGUCAUUAUGGAGGAUGAUGCAGAACUGCUGCCAAAUGUCAGUCUGACGGGCCCUUGGCCAAAGGUGCCCAAGGACGCGGACUUAGUCCUCCUUCGAAAAAGCUCUAUGUUUGAGACAUCCCCCAUCUGCAAAGACACGUCCGUUCUGAAAGCGGACUGGGGUUUUGGCAUGGUGGCCUAUCUCGUGAGUCGUGCUGGUGCUGGGCGCAUGAUUCGCGAGGCAGAGCGUGUUGGCUUCAGGAGCCCCAUCGACGGCCACAUCUGGUACCACAGUCGCGUGUACGUCACGGGCGAAGACUGGAUCACCCAUCCGCCCUGCGCCAGCCCUUGCCCCACCUCCAUCCGCACGUAUCUCAACGGGGAAAUCGAGCAUGAGCCAGACUAGGGGCAGCAUCACAUUGCAUGGACUUCUCUCCCCCUGUUUCUCCCUCUGUGUGUUUCUCUACUGCUGUUGUUUCCCGGUUCAGUUGGCUGACUGUGUCGUGAUGUGUGUCCCACGCAUGAUAACGACAAUUCUGAAUGAAAGCAGGCACAUGCACUGUUCACUUGCCCCACAAAAACACCCUGUCUGUCACCUUCAUUCUGUACUCAGCACCAAGACACAACAGCAGCGCACACCAAAACUGAGAGAACGCUGGCAAAGCAAACCCAUCAGCG
This is a messenger RNA of Salpingoeca rosetta, 1176 nucleotides long. RefSeq lists its product as uncharacterized. The record is from RefSeq and is a predicted model, not a curated record. The coding region runs from base 35 to 904 and encodes 289 amino acids. NCBI's taxonomy places the organism in Eukaryota, Choanoflagellata, Craspedida, Salpingoecidae. The transcript is spliced from 3 exons.